AUGAGCGAGCAGGAAUUCACGUUCGAGCGUGGAUCUGUGAGCAAAGAGAAGGCAGAAGGAGAUUAUAAGACACCAAAAGGACAAUCAGCAUCACAAUUUGAUGUUCUAACACCUGACUCGAAAGCAACUUCACCAUUAAAUGUGAGGAAACAGGAAGAAAAACGGGUCAAGGAGAAGACCCGGCAAGUUCUCCUAGGAAUAAGUCGGAAUAAGCGGACGAGUGGAUCCAGUGCAGGCACCAGCGGUAGUAACACGUCAGAUCUGACGAAUAGAAGUAGUGAAAUGGGUACGGGGAAGCUGGUGAAGCUCAGAGUAGCAAAUCCUAGCAUUAGCAGUGAAAAUAUGUUGAAGACAGCUUUAGGGAAUGGGAGCAGCAAAUCCGUUGUGAAGGUUGAUGGUGAGAGUGGAAGUGAGUUGAAGCUUGGCGAGGCAUUUAAGUCCAACACUGGAAAUGCAAGUGAAAAGAAAGAAGAUUCAGAUGGAAACGUGUUGAAUUCGGAAGAUACCACCAGCAGAUCGAAAAGAGUUUCCGAAAACGACUUCAGAUACCUCAGCAAGCAUCUUUCGGAGAUGCCCGGGUCGUGGGUGCCGGAGCCAAAGGCCCAAUUUGACCAAGAGGAUCAACAGUUCAACGAUGUGAACGGUGAAAAGUAUAACGAUAUCAUGAAAUCACUAAACAGCUCACCGACAUCUGUCCUGGAGCGCGAUGCAACGUAUGAAAGUCUUCAGGGAGAGUUGGAAGCGGUGCAAGGAGGCUCGAGCGAUCCAGAGGAGGAUCGUGUUGCUGAAAAGAAGCCAGAGACCAUAUAUGAGUCGUCCGAGCUCAAAGCAAACAGCAGAAAGAGUCUUGUUGAGUCGCAAGUGCCGAAAGUUCCAGAUGAGACGCCAAACGGCAGGGCCAGCUUGAAAAACGCGCUUGAAAGUGUUCUGACAAACGCGUUGGGCUGGCGGAAAAGUGAGCAGGCGGCUGGAAGCGGUAAAGAACACGAUAAUUCCAAUUUAGCGAUGAAAAGUUUGCAAGAAGAAGAUGGAAAACGGACCCCAGAGAGCAGAAGCAGGAGGAUAACUGCCAGAUUUUCGAAUGGAGACGAUGUUACAGCCACAGGGACGGCAGUCAGGCAGUCUAUAGUUUCUUCCAGCAGCUCAUCUGUCGGAAUUGUGUCUCCGGCACCAGCACAGCUCAAUUUUGGCUCGGAGAAGACCGGCGUGGACUCGGACUACGAAAUUGUGGAGGAGCCGGAGCCUGCACGUGACCGAGGAAGUGUGGCCCCAACAACAGGCAGCAAGCGGUUUACAAAUCCGCUUUUCUCUGUUUUGAACGGCAGCAAGGGGAGCCAGGCUGUGUCAGAGAGAGGAAUACUUGCCGAGGAGUCGAAAGACUCGCUGGCAGAGCAGGAUACACGCGAUGACAGCUAUACAGGUGAUAUCAAGCUUGAGCAAGGCUCGGAAUUGUCUUCUGUGAGCUCACUGGGGUCGUCUUUGGACUCUCCCAAGGCAGAAUAUCGGGUUUCGCACGGAGAUGGCAGUGUAUCAUCUUUUAGGCGGGAGCAGCUCAAGCAGCUUACAGGAGAAGAGAGGGAUGGAGAAAAGGGAGAUGUGAAGGAGGACGGAGUGAAGAGAAAUGUGAGGAAAGUGAGUGAUUUGAAUGCUGGUGACAGGAUUAAUGAAAACUCGAGUGGCUUUUCUCAGCAGAGUCAAGCUACCGACAAGAAUGUAUACUCUUCAUCGCAAGUUCACAAGCAAAGCGUUCAAGAGAAUGGAGAAGGCAUUCAGGAAAGAGCUAAAGGAAUUCAAGAAAACACCCAAGAAAACUUCCCAAGCAUCGCACAAAGCACGCCAAAGAAAAUAGAGCAUCCCAACUCCAGCACCAUCUCAAUUCCACAGUCAUUUGUGUCGGCAAACAGCUCAAAGCACUCUCUAGGCGGUGCUGCACACGUGGUAUCAGUUUCAUCCAACACUUAUUCGGCAAGAGGCCCCACGCACAACCGGGCACAACUCGCAGAAAGCCUCACUCGAACUUCGAGGCUUGCUUCGGCAACCUCGCUAAACAUGAAAGUGAGAAAACCAAAGCAGGUAGAGCACAUUACGGCAUCGUUUGCCUCAUCUGGAGAGGUGUCGUCGAUCGCGUCGAAGGCGGCGGUGGACGAUAUUCUCAGAAGUGGGAAUUCACAGAUGCUGGCAUCGGAAAACAGGCAGUGGUCACAGUCGAAGGAGACGACGGGGCAACCCGACAUGUUCGACCCGGACGACGCGUCGGCGCUUUUUGUGACGGCGACGUACCCGUUCGAUGCGUCGACGCUCGAGUCGAAAAACGACGCGUCGAUCUGCCUCUCGUUCGACCAGGGCGACAUUGCAUUCACGUACAACUUGGACGAAUCCGGCUGGGGCGAGGUGAUUUUGGUGGAGUCUUUGCAGCGCGGAUGGGUGCCCAUGAACUACUUUAAGUCGGCAGUUGUGGACACGUUGCAGGAGGCAGAGGGACGGACGAGAAACGAGAGAUUGGCAAAUUCGAAGAUUCCGCUCCGGGUUCUUUUCAGAAAUGCAGGAAAGUUCCUGCUCAACCCACAGAGCAAGCCGUUCUACCUGGCCGGCCAUCUCCGGGGCUACGUGUUUGACGUGGAGUGCUUUAACGGGAUUACGGACGGCAUUCGCAAGCUGCUGAUCGACACAGACUGCAUUUCUCGGUCUAACACUAUCGUUCAGCGUAAGCCAACACUCCGCAGACUGCGAAAGAAGCUUCUCCGGAGCUGGUCGGAUCUUAUUGCCAAGGCCAAGGGCUACAUGCACACGAUGGACCCGGCGAAGAUCGAGCUGUUGCAACUUCUCACUUUUGAUGUUCUCAAGCGGGCCAUCACGUUUUUGGACGUCUGGGGUGCCGAGACUGCCGAUCUUGACCUCGAGCAGUCCGAUGAGCAGAAGAGCAGGCUCGAACUUUCCACGUUCACGUUUGAUUUGUCGUUUCUCGGCUCACCACCAUCUGCUGAGGCCCGUGCUGCCCAAAUUUACGACCAACUGGUGUCGUACUUGGCCCUGAUAGCCGGCCGGAUCGACUUGGUCGAGCACAACAUCCAGGGAUGCCGGGUUCUCGAGACUGUGGUGGGCCAGGUGAAUCUUCUGGCCAACGAGGCCGUGUUCAGCAUGAAGUUGAUCAAAGACCGGGUCGAGGACCAGAUCUUGGGCGAGGACAUGAACGAUGAAGUGCACGAUCCGCCAAAAAAGAGUCUUUUGGGCCGCAUCCCGCUCUCCCAGCUCCGCUCGCUUGAUUCCGACGCCUCCCGACUCCAGCAGACCGUCGAUGAGCUCAACUCCUUUGUCCGUGUGAUGAUAGAUGUGGCCACGAGGCGUAAAAUCGCAAAGAACCUUCCUCACGGGUCGAACGGCGGGUCUUCGUCCAGAAACGUUUCGAGAAAUCCUUCUAGAACUGCUUCUAGAACUGCUUCUAGGAAUCCUUCGAGGAAUCCUUCUACAAUUGCUUCCAGAAAUCCUUCUAGAACUGCUUCCAGAUCUGCCCCCAGAAAUCCCUCCAGACAUACUUCCACCAGGCAUGCCUCCUUUUCCACAUUCCCCUCCUCACCAAGCUCACCUUCGCCAUACUUCUACUCGCGUGAGGGAGGAGCCAUAGUCAUCAACUCGUGCAAACUCAUCGGAUUUAUCACAUCUUCGUACCGCGUGGUUCGAGGAAUCAUCCGGCAGGCCGGCGACUUCACACUUCCGGCAACCCGGCGGUACCCAGACUAUGACAAGAUCAGUCUUUCUGCACGCGAGUUCAUCACGAGAUGCUCGGCUGGGCUCAUGGGAGACUCCAAGGUUCGAACUCAGGUCUUGCGGUACGUUAAGGAGUCCGAAACUGAGGUUUCCUCGCCGGAUUCCUUACUUGGAACACCUUUCCCAAGUGCCUCGAAGCGGUUUUCCGUUUUCCGGGCCGGAAACUCCGGCGACAUGAAGAUCAGCGAUGACGGACUCGACUUUUUGGCCGGCAUGAACUGGGAAAAGGGUAAUGGUGACAAAGCUGCCACAAGUAAGGACGAUGUUGAUGCAGGCGGUGCAGAUAGUGCAGAUGCAGAUUUAGAUAACGAUGCAGAUGACUCUGACAUCAAGAACAUCGGCACCCAGUACCUCAAGCAGUCAGCAGCAGACGUCGACCGAGAAAUCAUCAGAUCGCAAAAAAACGACAAGCAGAUUCUGGGGGCCUCUUUUAGGGCUCUCGUGUGGAUGCUUACUGACGACAGCAACCCGCCUGACUACUUCUACACUUCAACAUUCUUCUUGACUUUCAGGAUCUUCGCAAACGGCGCAAUGCUCUUGGAGGAGUUGAUCCGGUUGUUCGGCGUGGGCGGCGGGUCGAUCGACGGCAAGCACGCGUCGGCGUUCUACACGCGGCCGAUCGACGCGUCGGCUGCCGGCUACUCGCUGCACGCCCGCCGCAAGCUCGUGUGCAAGGCCUUCCGGGUGUGGAUGGAGAGCUACUGGAAGCCUCGCACCGACUAUGUACUCCUCGCACCUCUCAUAAACUUUUUCAACGAGGGAGUGAAGCCUUUGCUCCCAGUUGAAGCCUACCAGCUGCUUCUGGUGGCCUCAAAGUUGGUUGGCCAACCCCCUGUGGAGACUAUGAAGGACAAGCUCAACUAUAUCAACAACAUCGACUCGGACUCGCAGCUUCUCCCAAGAAAAAUCUCGCCCCGGCUUCACCGGAAGCAGAUUGCCCGGGUUUCCCAGUUGUAUACAAAUACUUUGGCCGGACACCGGGCAUCUGCAACACAUUCCCGGGCAGGGAGUGUGUUUAUCUCCCAGCUGGACGCUUAUAACUCUUUCAUGGAUGAUAUCGACAGCUACGGGCUCGGGAAGAUUGAUAACGGCACGGUUGCCGAAGCUGCAGAUACAUCCAGACACCAGUCGGUGAGCCAGAGCAUCCGGCGCUCGCUCAACCUUGGGAUGCACCUCGAGUUGAACGAUGCGGGCGACGCGUCGACCGACGCAGCCCCGGGCUCGUCGACCUUGUUGAACGUGCGGCAGACGACGCUGAUCAAGAGUGUUGUGCUUUCGUACCGUCGGAUGCUAGGUCGGCACUGGCCGAUCGACGCGGAUGGCGACGACGACGGCGACGACGACGGCGAUGACGCGGAUGCCGAGGCCAAAAGCAAGUACACCUCUCUCGAUACGCAGUUGUUGAUCGAUUCCUGGUGGAAGACCUCGCAGGAAUCAUGGAAGUGCAUGAACCAGAGCUUAAUCUUGCUUAAUUUCAACGGGUUGGAGUUGGCCAAGCAGCUCACGUUGAUCGAGAGCAAGAUGUUCUGCUCGAUAAAGGUCAACGAACUCCUCAACCAGAACUUCACCACCAAGAAGUUGCACCUCAGCUUGUCGCCCAACAUCCAGAAAUCCAUUCUUUUCACCAACUUGCUCAGCGAGUACGUCAUCGAGAGCAUUCUCCAGCCCGAUAUUGACAUAAAGAUGCGUGUGCAUGCCGUGAAAUUGUGGCUUAAGGUCGCCAUUUCGUGCCUCUACCUCAGAAAUUUCAACUCUCUUGCCUCCAUCAUGACUUCCUUGCAGAGCUUCCUUCUCACCCGAAUCCAGACCAUCUGGGACGGUCUCUCGGCCAAGUACCAGGACUUGUUUCACUACUUGGCCUCCAUCAUCCACCCAGACAAGAACUACCACAUCUACCGUGCAAAACUGCACGAUUUCCUCAGUUCGAACCUCGAUGAUGACUUGGAGGUGCCAACCGUGCCCUACCUUGCACUCUUCCUCCAGGAUUUGACCUUUGUGGUCGACGGAAAUCCAAACUACAGAAGUAACGACAAGUCCUUCUUGAAGCAGAAGUUGAUCAACAUCGACAAGUACUUCAAGAUCACGCGCAUAAUUUCCGACAUCCAGACUUUGCAAGUUCCUUACACGGACACUGGUGAGCUCGGUACCAUAUACAACUCUCCGAAGUCCGUCGAACUCAGGGCACGUGCCAUUCAGUGCUUGCAGCACGAAUUUUCCACCGAUACAGAUGUCAACUUUUCUUACAUGUUUGAUAUUGUUGGUGUGCCCUGCUUGCAGGAGCUCAUCCUUUUGGAGAUUUGGAAGGUCAAGCAGAAUAAUGCCAGGGAGGAGGACCGCGCCUGGAAGUUGAGUUGCAAGAUUCAGCCAAGAAGUAAGCAUGAGACUCAAAGUACUGGUGCAGACUACCAGACGUUAACCAGUUUGCAUGCUGCUGAAGAGCCUUCUAGUGACACGUAA
Molecule: messenger RNA, 6222 nt
Organism: Brettanomyces bruxellensis
Lineage: Eukaryota; Fungi; Ascomycota; Pichiomycetes; Pichiales; Pichiaceae
Exons: 1
Coding region: 1-6222 (2073 amino acids)
Biological process (GO): positive regulation of GTPase activity; Ras protein signal transduction
Cellular component (GO): plasma membrane
Molecular function (GO): protein binding; guanyl-nucleotide exchange factor activity
Source: RefSeq, a predicted model, not a curated record